AUGGCUGAAAAAUGUCUCUUAAUGACUUCUCUAGCAAUUCUUGUUUGUCACCCAAGUUCUACUAUUAGAUGUUUCAAACCAAAGGGAAAUUCCACUUCUCCUAAAAAAGAAAAGAAUCCUUCUUCUCCUCCUCAAAAAACUAGUUCAAAUCCACUUGAAAACAAAGGGAUAUCAAAAUCAAGAAAGGUAUUAGUUUUCAACUCUUGUACUAACCUUUGUGAUUCUCCAAAAUUGAACGUGCACAAACCACUUAAGCUUUUAGAAGAGAUCGUUGAAGGGAAACCUUCAAAAACCAUUGUGGAAGCUAUUUUUCGUUCCGGAUGGAAGCGUGGAGUGGGAUAUACAAUUGAAAAAAUCUUGAAAGUGAAUCAUAGUGAGAAGGUUUGUGAAAGUUUUGAAGAAUGCAAGAAGAUGGUAAAUUCAAGAUCCACGAGAUCGUCUAGUAAAAGACAAGCAGAGAGAGUUUUCUACCAUGGUGCAACGAUUACUUGUUCGUUAGGUGUUCAUAAGUGUCCAAGAAUUUGUAGCAAGAAAAGUUGUGGUUUAUGCAAAAUCAUAGGCCAAAAUUAUGGAAAUGAGAAAACUAAUUGGCCUGAAUCAUUAUCUACUAGUAGUUGGAGUGCACAUAGAAAAAUUGUUAAGCAAUUUGGAGAUCAUGGAGUUUCAAAGAAUGCUAUUAUAGUUUCAAGAGUGAUUGCAUCCUGCAGAGGAGAAAACAAAGGAGAGUUGAAUUCAAUUAAAGUAAAGAGGAAUCAGUUUGAUGGUACUAAAGAGGUUAAUAUUUUGAAUCCAAGGGCUAUAUUGCCUUGCUUUGUUAUCAUAUAUAGCUUAUCUUAG
Messenger RNA from Nicotiana tabacum (common tobacco), 837 nucleotides. RefSeq lists its product as uncharacterized. The record is from RefSeq and is a predicted model, not a curated record. Lineage: Eukaryota; Viridiplantae; Streptophyta; Magnoliopsida; Solanales; Solanaceae.